Messenger RNA from Chaetomium globosum CBS 148.51, 2370 nucleotides. RefSeq lists its product as uncharacterized. The record is from RefSeq and is a predicted model, not a curated record. The transcript is spliced from 4 exons. Lineage: Eukaryota; Fungi; Ascomycota; Sordariomycetes; Sordariales; Chaetomiaceae. Bases 1 to 2370 code for a protein of 789 amino acids.
AUGGCCUUUGACGUGCUCGUCCCUCCUAUGGCAGCUCAGAGAACAUUCUCAGCUGCUGGCUGCAUGGUCACGCCACGACGGACACGCCACUCGUGGCUAGGUAGAAACCUGGCGAAUCUCUCUGCAUACAGACGCUGGGUUCGCCGGGUUGAGGGUCAGAUACAACGGCACGAGAUUUUGGCGGAGCCAAAGGGUCACAGCAAUUCAAAAUCCGGCACGCUUGCCCAUCACUUGCCUAUCAGGGACGAUCCCGUUCUUGCCGGUGCUGACCCUCGUCCAGACGAUUGGCUCGGGGCGGUUACCCGCGCUGCCCCUCGGGCCGCCGCAUAUGGGCCGUCCGUGACCGAGGCGGAAUCCGUCCACACAAUACCCCCGCUACUGAUGUCGCGAAUCCUAUCAAACGGACCGCGUACGACGCCACGACCAGCCGGGCCCGGGCAGUGUAAACAAGAACCCAUUCUUGCCAUUCUCAUAACCACAACCACAGCAUCACGAAACCCGACCACAACGGACCUUGACCUAGUGCUCCCAGUUCCAACUCCGGCCUCGCUGCAAGAGCCUUCCGGAUUCCGGGAGACAAGCUUGCGCCCUCACUCCCCAGAGGACAGGUCUUCACCCCCAGGGGCCAAGCUUCGUCUUCACCCCUGGGGGCCAGCCUUCCUCUUCACCCCCAGGGGCCAAGCUUGGUCUUCACCCCUGGGGGCCAGCCUUCGUCUUCACCCCUGGGGGCCAGCCUUCCUCUUCACCCCCAGGGGCCAAGCUUGGUCUUCACCCCUGGGGGCCAGCCUUCGUCUUCACCCCUGGGGGCCAGCCUUCGUCUUCACCCCCAGGGGCCAAGCUUGGUCUUCACCCCUGGGGGCCAGCCUUCGUCUUCACCCCCAGGGGCCAAGCUUGGUCUUCACCCCCGGGGGCCAGCCUUCCUCUUCACCCCCAGGGGCCAAGCUUGGUCUUCACCCCCGGGGGCCAGCCUUCCUUCACCCCCAGGGGCCAAGCUUCCUCUUCACCCCUGGGGGCCAAGCUUGGUCUUUACCCCCAGGGGACACGUCUUCCUUCACCCCCGGGGGCCAGCCUUCAGUCUUCACCCCCAGGGGACACGUCUUCCUUCGCCCCUGGGGGCAGCCUUCGUCUUCACCCCAAGCUUCGUUUUCACCCCCAGGGGACAAGCCUGCGCCCUCACUCCCCAGAGGACAGGUCUUCACCCCCAGGGGCCAAGCUUCGUCUUCACCCCAAGCUUCGUCUUCACCCCCUGGAGACAAACCUGCGCCCUCACUCCCCAGAGGACAGGUUUUCACCCCCAGGGGCCAAGCUUCGUCUUCACCCCCAGGGGACACGUCUUCCUUCACCCCGGGGGCCAGCCUUCAGUCUUCACCCCCAGGGGACACGUCCUCCUUCGCCCCUAGGGGCAGCCUUCGUCUUCACCCCAAGCUUCGUCUUCACCCCCUGGAGACAAGCCUGCGCCCUCACUCCCCAGAGGACAGGUCUUCACCCCCAGGGGCCAAGCUUGGUCUUCACCCCUGGGGGCCAGCCUUCCUCUUCACCCCCAGGGGCCAAGCUUCGUCUUCACCCCAAGCUUCCUCUUCACCCCCGGGGGCCAAGCUUCGUCUUCACCCCCAGGGGGCCAGCCUUCCUCUUCACCCCCAGGGGCCAAGCUUCGUCUUCACCCCAAGCUUCCUCUUCACCCCCGGGGGCCAAGCUUCGUCUUCACCCCCAGGGGACACGUCUUCCUUCACCCCCGGGGGCCAAGCUUGGUCUUCACCCCCGGGGGCCAAGCUUCCUCUUCACCCCCAGGGGACACGUCUUCCUUCACCACCCCCCCCUCCCUUCCUCAACGCCCUAACCCUAUACCGACCCGCCCCCUCCCCUCCUACUAUCACCAGGCCGGCGGACGACUUUGACCAUCAGCAGGAGACGCUAUUCCGGAACGAAACCCCUAAGGAGGCACGACGGUCUCAGCAAGGCAAAGAGCUCACUGCUGAUUCAAAUCCGGACGGGAGCAAUAGCCUUACGGGACUUCUUGUUUACACGGGGAGUCCCGGAGGUUCUGACUCCUGCCUGCGAGUGUGGCGAGGGACGAGAGACUGCCGAGCACCUGGUAGUGUGGUGUUUGGCCCCACCGUUGACUUGAAGAUAGGAGAGAACUGGAAUUUGGACACGACGGGACUUUUACUCUGUUCUACACGGCAUCAAUCCCACGACUGCACGGCUCGCGAGGAGAGUCCUCGACUGGCUGAUGGACUCGGGGAAGCUGCCGAUGUACAACUUAGCCAGGAGACUCGAGCUGGAAGCGGCGGCCUGAAGUGCCCCCGUUCGGAGGCGAGGAGGCCUCCUCUCUUUGUAUACGCAGACUCACCAGAACGCAUCGUUCCUUGA